AUGCCCUUCUUUAUACAGACACUGUCUCUGGGCACCAGUGUUUCCCCUGAAAAUCAGCUACAGACUCCAGACAUCCAUAAGUGGAUCAUGCUGCACUACAGUCCCUUGAAAGCAGCAUGGGAUUGGGUCAUCCUGCUGCUGGUGCUCUACACUGCAAUCUUCACCCCCUAUUCAGCGGCAUUCCUCCUGAACGAGCUGGCAGAGAAACGGCGGCACAUCUGCAGUUACGCCUGCAACCCACUCAGCAUUGUGGAUGCCAUUGUGGAUGUUCUGUUCAUGGUAGACAUUGUGAUUAGCUUUCGCACCACAUAUGUCAAUCAUAAUGAUGAGGUGGUAACACAUCCAAAACUCAUUGCCAUCCAUUACAUCAAAGGCUGGUUUCUUAUUGACAUGGUGGCUGCCCUUCCUUUGGACCUCCUCAUCUUUAAAUCCGGGUCAGAUGAGACAACAACCACCCUGAUUGGUCUCCUGAAAACUGCACGACUGCUCCGAUUGGUCCGUGUGGCUCGGAAGUUAGAUCGGUACUCAGAGUACGGAGCUGCAGUCCUAGUCUUGCUCAUGUGCACAUUUGUGCUUAUUGCUCAUUGGCUGGCAUGCAUCUGGUAUGCUAUUGGCCAUGUGGAGAGGCCCUACAUGAAAACAGGCUGGUUGGAUAACCUUGCUGAUCAACUGGGGAAGUAUUACAAUGAAAGUGAUGCCACCUCAGGACCUUCUAUAAAGGAUAUGUAUGUUACUGCCCUGUAUUUCACCUUCAGCAGCUUGACCAGUGUGGGUUUUGGGAAUGUUUCACCAAAUACCAACUCUGAAAAGAUCUUCUCCAUCUGUGUUAUGCUUAUUGGCUCGCUCAUGUAUGCCAGCAUAUUUGGAAAUGUCUCAGCAAUUAUACAGCGGCUUUAUUCUGGAACCACACGGUACCACACGCAGUUGCUGAGGGUAAAAGAGUUCAUCCGUUUCCAUCAUAUACCACCAGGCCUAAGGCAGAGGCUUGAGGAGUAUUUCCAGCAUGCUUGGUCCUAUACCAAUGGCAUUGAUAUGAUUGCAGUUUUGAAAGGUUUUCCUGAAUGCCUACAGGCUGAUAUUUGUCUGCACUUGAACCGCAACCUGCUAGAAAACUGCAAGGCCUUCAAAGGAGCCAGUAAAGCCUGCCUAAGAGCCCUUGCCAUGCGUUUAAAAACCACCCACUCCCCACCAGGGGACACUCUCUACCAUCAUGGCGAUAUUCUCCAUACCUUGUACUUUAUCUCACAUGGCUCAAUUCAGGUGUCCUGCAGUGAUGUUGUGCUUGCUAUACUGGGCAAGAACAAUAUCUUUGGUGAGCCCAUUUACCUGUACACAGAACCUGGCCACUCCAGUGCUGAUGUGAGGACACUCACCUAUUCUGAUCUCCAUCAAAUCCAAAGAGAUGAUCUCUUGGAGGUACUAGAUAUGUACCCAGACUUUGCUGAAACUUUCUGGAGAAAUCUGGAGAUCACCUUCAACCUCAGAGAAGUAGAUCAGGUCCUUCACACUCUACACAAUGAAGAUAAUAGCUGCCAUUAUCAUAUUAAUCACCCAAGAUGUCAAAAAAACUCACUGGAGAGACGCAACAGGCCAGAUGGAAUGGAUCAAGAUGAUUCCUAUUCAGUUCAAACAUGUACCGGCCUGGGUGAUCACUGCUUUGCUGGCCCUCACUGGGAUGAGCAGUGUAGCUGUGACUCCUCCAUAACACAAUCAAGUGAGAACAUCAACAAACCACCACUUUCCCACAGCCAGGUCUACACCCCUGAAGGAAACCCCCAGGAUUACCCUUCGUCUGCAUUACGGGCGAUUCCACCCAACAGCAAAACUGGGUCAGGCAAAGGUAUCUACUCCAAUCUUCAACCACACUAUGGCAGUGUUCAUCUUUCUGGAUUGUACCAUUACUGGCCAGAUCACUGGCCCACUCAGUUUGCAGGACGUUCUUACAGAUCCUCUUCCAUCCAAGCCUCAAGUCACCCAACUCCAUUUGAUGAAGAGUGUCCCAGCGAGCUUGAAUCAAGACUUGAGUUACUGCAAAGUCAGCUUAACAGACUGGAGGCAAGAAUGACUGCAGACAUUAACAUGAUUCUUCAGCUUCUACAGAGACAGAUUACGCCUGUUCCCCCAGCAUAUAGCUCUGUAUCACCUAAUAGCCACUGCGCAGACCUAUCCUUCCUGUAUGAACGUAGUGGACCAGUGCUCUUCAACCUGUACCCCAUUCAAUUGGAAACCAGAACUACCAUGAUCCAGAGCACGAUCAAGCCUGAUCCAGAGUUCACACCAAAGUCUUUGGAUUCUCAGCUAAGCAGCAUCCAUACGAUGACAACAGAAAAGAAUCAACACAGCCUCAGACAUAGCUUAAAGUCAACCCCCAGUGUAACCCCUACUUUCCAGGCAGCACCCCCUGUGAUGGAUACAACACAACUUCUCGCUUCUUUGAGGUUCUCCUCAUCACCAGACAAUUUAGACUCCUCGUUAGCCCUGGCUGAAAUCCCUAAACAUGUAUCCGACCCCGUCUUAGCCAUUAACCCCAGACUGCCAAGAAAAUAAUGUCCAAAAUCAACAAAUCUAAUGGCAACUGAGCUUUUAUCUGAAGUUUUUCUUUAAUACCUAUAGGCAGAGCUGUGUGUUCAGAGUUUGGAUUGCAUCACUGGAGAAAAAUAAAUGACUAAGUUUCAUCAAAAUGUAAGCUAUGUUUGUAAAGAAGGGAAUACCAGGGACCAGGGACAGGAAAAA
This is a messenger RNA of Tachysurus vachellii, 2733 nucleotides long. It is a transcript of the gene kcnh6b, whose product is annotated as potassium voltage-gated channel, subfamily H (eag-related), member 6b. Gene Ontology annotation, biological process: regulation of ventricular cardiac muscle cell membrane repolarization; potassium ion transmembrane transport; membrane repolarization during action potential. Gene Ontology annotation, molecular function: inward rectifier potassium channel activity. Gene Ontology annotation, cellular component: membrane. The record is from RefSeq and is a predicted model, not a curated record. Bases 1 to 2547 code for a protein of 848 amino acids. The transcript has 10 exons. Lineage: Eukaryota; Metazoa; Chordata; Actinopteri; Siluriformes; Bagridae.